CUUUAAUUUCUUUAAUCUUUUUAUCAGCAUUAAUCGAAGCUGCUCCAGUACCUAAUACUCUUGGUCCCAUUACAUCAAUUCCUAAUUUACAGAGCUUUGCUAAUUACGCUGCUACUGCUUAAGUUAAGGCUCCUCUUCAAAAUUGGGACUGUGGAGAAAUGUGUCAGAGAACUAAGGGUACCCAAUUGGUUAAAGAUUUUAGCAACCCUCGGCUUAACACAAGGGGUUACAUAGCCACGGAUCCAGAAAAACAAUUAAUCAUCGUAGCAUAUAGAGGAACGGAACCAACAAGUAUUAGAAAUUACAUUUCUGACUUUGUCAUUUAUCACGACACUUGGGAUCCUGCACCUGGUACGGUACACCAUGGAUUUCUUAAUGCUUGGGAACAAAUUCAACCCCAAGUUACCGAUGAUCUUUUAAAAUUAAUCCAAGAAAAGCCCGAUUUCAGGAUCGGAUUUAUGGGUCACAGUUUAGGUGGUGCACUUGCUUCAUUGUCGGCAUUAGAUCUUAUACAUAAAGCGCCAGAAUUAGCUAAAAAUGAAAAAUUGUUUCUUGCUACAUUUGGUCAACCAAGAGUUGGUGAUGAAAAAUUUGCUAAAUAUGUUGAUGAUAACCUAAGAGCAAUAAGAACUGUAAUUCAUGGUGAUCCAGUUCCUCAAUUACCUACAUCAUGGGCAAUUCCACUUAUUGGGUCCUAUAAACAUUUUGGUGAAGAAUUAUAUAUAAGUAAUCCUGAUCAAGAUCCAGAUGCCUUUCAGGAAUGUGUGGCUGAAGAUCCAAAUUGUUCUGCAUCGUUAUCUUUUGAUGAUAUAGACCUAAAGUAUCAUUCGGGUCCCUAUUAUGGUCUUUGCAGAAACCUCUGGUUUUCGCAAAAUAUGUUAUACAUAAUCACUACAUGUUACUAA
Molecule: messenger RNA, 905 nt
Organism: Rhizophagus irregularis DAOM 181602=DAOM 197198
Lineage: Eukaryota; Fungi; Glomeromycota; Glomeromycetes; Glomerales; Glomeraceae
Biological process (GO): lipid metabolic process
Source: RefSeq, a predicted model, not a curated record